Acanthosepion pharaonis is the source of this 786-nucleotide messenger RNA. Lineage: Eukaryota; Metazoa; Mollusca; Cephalopoda; Sepiida; Sepiidae. The record is from the annotation of a GenBank genome assembly.
AUGCUACGGUACAAACGUUUUAUCUCGCUCCAAUUCUUUCCUCUAAUUUUUUUUCUUUCUAUUUCUGCCCCCCCCCCCCCGCCCGCCGUCGCGAAUUUCAUUUGCUUUUUCUCUCGUUUUCUUUUUCCGUUAUUUUUUUCCCACACUUUCUUUCUUUUAUCUCCUCGCAACCUUUCUCUUGUAUUUUCUUCUCCUGCUUGCAACUGUUUUCUCUCUCUCUCUCUUUGUCUGUCUCUCUCUUCCUGUCUCUCUCUCUGUCUGUCUGUCUCUCUCUCUCUUACUCUUUUUCACUUAUUUUUCUUUAUUUUUUCUUUCUUUCACUUAUUCUUUCUUUUUUUUUUCACUUAUUUUUCUUUCUUUCUGUCACUCUGUCUUACUUUCUUUCUUUCUUUCUUUCUUUCUUUCUUUCUUCCUUCCUUCCUUUCUUUCUUUCUUUCUUUCUUUCUGUCUUGCUUUCUUUCUUUCUUCAUUGUAUUUCCAUACUCAUUCUCCUUUCUUUUUUCUUUCUUAAUAUUUCCCUACUCUUUCUUUCUUUUCUUUCUUUCUUUCUUUCUUUCUUUGUAUUUCCAUACUCAUAUUCCUUUCUUUUUCUUUCUUAAUAUUUCUCUACUCUUUCUUUCUUUCUUUCUUUCUUUCUUUCUUUCUUUCUUUCUUUCUUUCUUUCUUUCUUUUCCAUUCCCUUUAUUUUUUUUCUUUCUUACCAUCCCACUAAACACUUAUUGUUCUUUGUUGCAAUGGCUAACUAGUCUUUUUCCCCGCAAGGAAGAUAAAUCUGAUUUUUCCUAA